AGGAUCUGUCACUUGAAGGUGUUAGUGAAUACACGUUUUUUGUUGGAAUCUUUAUUAUUUAGUGUUAUAUUGUGUUGAGAAUCCUUAUAUUUAUUUCAUUUUGUCCUGUGUUUGUCCUAUUUUCUUAGUGGUGUGUGAGAACUCAACUGAACGAUCAUUACUGAAAAAUGUCAUAAUAUAAAAUUCACGGAGUCUUCUCUAACCCUGACAUUGGCAGAAAAUCACCGUUGCUUCUACGGUGGAAGCCAUAUUUUAAAAAAGAAGAAGAAGAAGAUGAUUAAUAAUUUUUCUUUAUUUAACUUAUUAAUUUAAAACCUUGACACAGUUAUUGUGAUAAAGUGAAUACUAAAUACAAUAAGAAAUAAAUAUUUACCAUGGAAAAUUUGAAAAACAUAUGGAAACCAGAAUUGUAUCGAAUUCAAUUGGAAGCUCCUUUACCGAAAAGGAUAAUAUGCGAAAAUUGUCCUGACAGGCCAGAGUUCUAUGGGAAAGAAUAUCACGGAAUUGUAGGUCACAAAGAGGCUACUUUAAUUUUAGAAAAUGAGCCCAAUGGUGCAUAUCUUAUUAGGAAAGGAAAUCAAUUAAAUGAUUUUUAUACACUCACAUGGAGGUUCAAUAACAAAAUCCACCAUUAUAAACUGUAUUAUGAUGGGACAUAUUACAUAAAGGAUAAGCGAUAUGAGACCGUCCAUGAUCUAGUUGCCGACGGUCUCAUCACUUGUCACAUGGAGCUGAAGGCCCACCAUAUCUUGGAGAUGAUCAAUUCGGAACAGCAUCGAGCUAAAUAUACUGACAGUCCUUAUGUCACACUCAAUAAGCGAAAAUUGAACACAUUGUCACAAAUGAAACAAAACUCAAACAAAUCAAGUCCUGUAACAAUUAAGACUGAACACCAGAAUCUAGGAUUGGACAUAGAACCUAAGAAACCAACAUUUGAUCUUACACCAACUCUAGAAGAUAAUCCACUGUUAAUAAAAUACUCUAAAUGUCAUAGUUUUAAAGUACAUACAUUUAAGGGAUUGAAUUGGUGUGAACUUUGUGCCAAUUUCUUAUGGGGAUUUACUGCACAGGGUGUAAAAUGUGAAGAUUGCGGUUUUAUAGCACAUUCCAAAUGUUCGGAGCGAGUGCCUAAUCAUUGCGUUCCUGAUUUAAAAAAACUUCGAGGAGUAUUUGGCAUAGAUCUUACAACAUUAUUAAAUGCUCACGCCAGCAUGCUUCCGUUUGUCGUGAGGAAGUGCGUACUCGAGAUAGAGGCCAGGGGAAUGGACUCUGAGGGUAUAUAUCGGGUGUCGGGAUUUGCAGACGAGAUUGAAGCCUUGAAGAUGGCAUUUGAUAAAGAUGGCGAAGCAACAGAUCUCAGUGUGUACAGCAAUAUAAACGUGGUAGCUGGAACACUCAAAUUAUAUUUGCGAUUGCUGCCGGUCCCCCUGAUUACUUUCGAAGUGCAUCCGAAGUUGGUGGAGGCAAUACAAUUAAAAACGACCGCUGCACAAAUAGCGAUGUUGCGAGAAUGCUUAGACAUGUUACCGCCAGCCCAUUUCAAUUGCCUUCAGUAUAUGGUACAACAUUUAUAUAGGGUCGCUCAACAAUCAGAAGUGAAUAAGAUGAGCCCUCACAAUCUGAGCACCGUGUUCGCGCCAACUCUCGUCGCAACCCCUCCAGCUAUUACAGACUUGGCCUUCGAAAUCCGCGCAUUGCAAGCACUCAUAGAGUACUGUCCACAAAUCUACUAUGGUAAUAAGUAAGAUUUUACAGUUCUCGGCAAUUUUGAAUAAAACCAUAGACAAUGAAGUCUGUGCAAAAAACGCUUUUGCAUGUAAAAUUGUUACUGCGCAAUUGACGCAGUACAAAAGUUGUUUAAUCUGUAAUACUUAAUAGUCUGAGCGAGAGCCGUAAAUCAGAAUCAUAUUUCGCUCUUUCAUUCUACUAUGUGUAAUAUAUGGGAUAUUACAAACAUGGGACAUAUUCUAUAAGAUAUUCGGAAAAUUUUAACUUUUUUUAUUCAUAAUAGUAUGAAUAUAAAAGACCAGAUAAAUGAGAUAAAUUUUAUUUGAUCAUUUGAACUAAACUAAGACAUGAUCUCGAACUAGAACAAAAUUUAAAAACAAAAUUAUAAUAUUUUUGGUCUGGUUGUCCUGAAAAUAACUCAAAUAAUUAUAAAUAUAUCCACAUUAUCAAUUAUUUAUCCUGUUUUUUUAUCAGAAUUUUCUGAUUAUAUGAUUAUAAGUAUAUAUACAUACAAGUACGAUCGAUAUCACGUUUUCAGGUACAAUUUCACCAUACAUACUAGUUGCUUAUUGUUUUUAAUAUAAUAACAUUAUUAAGUAUUCACAUUAGGUUUCUUGGAAGGAAUAUCUUGAGACAAGCUUUAUUAAGCUAGGUUUUUCCGAGUCCGAAUACGGUCUAGUAACAAUUUUUACGCAAAAAACAAUAGGGCCAUUUCUGAGGUGUUAUUUCUCUAAUCUCUUAACCUUACAUUUUAAUUUAACAUUAUAUAAAAUUACUGUUUUAUAGGUCAUCAUACAUAGAUAGAUAGAUACUCUUUAUUGUUUUUUCUGUAAGAUUACAUCAGUAAACUUAUUAUAACUACAAACAAUUACAAGAAAAUAUUGCACUGAGAAAAGAAUGGGCGGCAUUAUCGCUAAGAGAAAUGUCUUCCAGGCAACCUUUGGAAAAAGAAAAGUAAUUAUAAAUCAAAAUUACAAAAUAUUGACUUAAAUUUAUUUGGAAUAGAGUUCAUAUUGAUUCUUAUAUGUAAUAAAGAUUUUGUUAUGAUAUCAAAUUAAAAUUUAUCGAUAGAGAACCGUAACCGACAUUAGUAAAUCUAGCCUUGGAAAUGGCACAAUUUUAUACUUUAGAUCUUUGAACUAAUUGGACUUAAAAACCUUUUAAAGGUGCUAUUACAUAACGUUUACACCAAAAUUCGUAGAUAAGUUCCUAAUUUUAUAUUUUAUUUUAAGAACUAAAUAUGACUGAUUUUAUAUUUGCAUUUUUAUUCAGUUUAUUAAUAAUUAGAUUUUUAUUUACAUCUAUUCUUAUAUUAGUUAAUUUUAAUAAGUUAUUGUGAAUCGACUGUGGUAAUUUUUUUACACUGACUGGAAUACACAUAACUUAUUUCUUUGUUUCACGCUGAAACUAAAACACGAUUAAUUCAAUCUUGAUUCAUCUCAGUAAAUGAUAGAUAAUGGUAGAUUUGAAAGUAUAAUGUAAGAUUUUUCGGGCUGUCUGAAAUGAAUAUUCCACUGGACAUAUAAUAAUUCCAUAGGUGUCAUAUUCCACAAAUAAAUAUAGAUCGGUAGGUUUAAAAUUAAUCAUUCCUGGGAUUAAUCAAGAUCCAUAACAAAAUUGUUCAUACAGAUGUUAUAUCUUUAAAAAUCUGUUUAACAUAUAAGUAAACUUAAUCUCAACCAUUGUCUUAUAUCGAUUUAUUAAGGUUAGUAUAUAUAUAUUUUUUAAAAGUGUAAGUUAGAAUAAUAAAAUCUCACAAAAUGUAUAAUAUUAUUUUACACAAUACUUUUUAGAACAUAAAAAUAUCAAUUUGUGAUAUUGUAAUUAAUUUGAUCUUUCAAAAAGAUUCUGUAAACCAUUCCAGGUUGUAUUCUUAAGUAUAUUUUAUUUAUUACAAAAUUUAUUAGUGCUUUCUGUUAAUUUAAGAAUAAGAUAUUUUAUACUUUUGUAUCAAAUCAAAGAACAUAUUAUUUUGAAAAAUACAUAUAAUCAAAUUUACAACUAUCA
Molecule: messenger RNA, 3735 nt
Organism: Galleria mellonella (greater wax moth)
Lineage: Eukaryota; Metazoa; Arthropoda; Insecta; Lepidoptera; Pyralidae
Gene: RhoGAP5A
Product: beta-chimaerin
Exons: 9
Coding region: 375-1745 (456 amino acids)
Biological process (GO): regulation of GTPase activity; signal transduction
Molecular function (GO): GTPase activator activity
Source: RefSeq, a predicted model, not a curated record